This is a messenger RNA of Pyricularia pennisetigena, 2991 nucleotides long. RefSeq lists its product as uncharacterized. The transcript has 4 exons. Gene Ontology annotation, cellular component: cytoplasm; Golgi stack; ER to Golgi transport vesicle membrane. The record is from RefSeq and is a predicted model, not a curated record. Bases 1 to 2991 code for a protein of 996 amino acids. Lineage: Eukaryota; Fungi; Ascomycota; Sordariomycetes; Magnaporthales; Pyriculariaceae. Gene Ontology annotation, biological process: endoplasmic reticulum to Golgi vesicle-mediated transport; intracellular protein transport; vesicle fusion with Golgi apparatus.
AUGUUCUCCAUGCCAGCCGCCCCGGCCAAGCAGUCGGUGGGCGAGACCAUCUCGGUGCUUAGCGAGCGCCUGGGCUCGUCGACGCUGCUAGAGGACCGGCGGGCCGCGAUCCUGGGCCUCCGCAGCUUCGCCAAGCAAUAUCCGGCAUCGGUGGCCUCGGGCGCGUUGCGCAGCCUGAUUGGCAGCCUCGCCAAGGACGGCGAGGAUGUCGACACUGUCAAGGUCGUGCUUGAAACGCUGCUUAUGCUUUUCAGCCCGAAUCAGGACAGCCCCGAGGCCUCGGACGAGAUAGCCCUCUGGCUGGCUGACGAGUUCACCCAGCGCCAGGAAAACAUCACCCUGCUGCUCGACUUCCUUGAGACCCCGGACUUUUACGCCAGGCUGUACUCGCUGCAGCUGCUGACCGCCAUCCUCUCCGCCCGCACCGAGCGCACAGAGGAGUGCGUCUUCACCGCGCCCCUCGGAAUCCCGCGCCUCGUCGCCAUUCUCGAUGACACCAGGGAGGCCGUGCGCAACGAAGCAAUCACCCUCCUGACCUACCUGACCCCGACGAACCCGGACAUACAGAAGCUGGUGGCUUUCGAAAGCGCUUUUGAGCGGAUUCUAAAGGUGGUUGCGGCAGACGGCGGGCUGGCGUUGGGAACCCGCGUGGUGGAAGACUGCCUGAUCCUCCUGGCAAACCUGCUACGGCUCAACCCAUCCAACCAGACGUUAUUCAGGGAGACCGGCUGCAUACCUCAGUUGACCAAGCUGCUCAGGACGGCAUACGAGGAUGGAAACGACGGCGAACACGAGAUCGCGCCCUGGGCCGAGGAGCAGCGGAAUAGGAACGUGUAUGCGUUGUUGGCUGUUGUCCGGUUGUUCCUGGUUGCCGGGUCGGUGGGCACGCCCCAGAAUCAAGCCGCUCUGUGGCAUCAUGGGCUGCUCUUCCAUGCGCUCCAGCUAGGCUUCAUGCACCAUGCAGACGCUCAGAUCAAGGCAGAGGCCCUCGUCACAUGUGCUGAUAUCAUCAGAGGCAACGCGGCUCUCCAAGAGAACUUUGCCCAGCUGCAGGUCCCCGCCCCGCUCGGCGCGCAACAAUCACCGCAGGCUGAUAAGAAGGCCAACGGCGUUGCCAAUAUUUACGUGAUAGACGGCCUGUUGGACCUGACGCUGAGUGUCCAGUCGCCGCAGGACUUUAACCUCCGUUUUGCAGCGUGCGGCUGCAUAAAGGCAUAUUUUCAUGGCCACGCCGAGGUGCGGCAACACUUCCUCACGAGGGCCAUCGAAGGCCAUCGGUCAGGGGCCGACGAGACUGCCAAUGUUUUGACGACGCUCCUCCGAUCACCGGCCGAUGAGGCACCCUCGGACCCGUACCGAUACUGGUUCGCCGCCGUCAUCAUGCUGCACCUCAUUAUUGACAGCCCCGAGUCUAAAGCGAUGGCAAUGGGAGUCACCGAGGGUGAGGAGGAGAGCGGUGAGGAGGUGGUGACGAGCAUCCAAAUGAUCACGGCGCAUCUCAUCUUGGGUCUGACAAGAGGCGACGAUGAUAGGGUGCUGAUUGGUAGUCUGAUGCUCCUUCUCUGCUGGCUGUUUGAGGACAUUGACGGAGUAAACGACUUUCUUGGAGAGGGAAGCAACAUCCAGGGGCUGAUCAACGCCGUGAUCAAAGCUUCGGCCGACUCGGCGAUAGUACAGGGCCUCUGCGCAAUGCUUUUGGGCGUGGCCUACGAGUUUUCUACCAAGGACUCCCCCAUACCCAGGGCGACGCUGCAGCCGAUUCUCCUGCAACGCAUGGGCCGGGAAAAGUACAUUGAGAAACUUAGCAACCUAAGGAGCCACCCGUUUGUACGAGACUACGAGGUCCUGCCACAGCGGUUCGACCCAUCCUCGGGCCAAAAAUAUCCGGACGUGUUUUUCGACGCGUCAUUCAUCGAGUUCUUCAAGGACAACUAUAGCCGCAUCCUGAGGGCGAUCGACCGGGAGCCGGGCCUGGAGAUUUCGGUGGUGUCCAACGGUGUCCAGAAGGGAAUCUCGCGGGAAUUGGUCGACGGGCUGCGGUCGCAGCUCGAGGAGAGGGAUCGAGAGCUCCAAGAAGCGCGCCUCAAGGUCGCAUCCCUAGAUGGUCAGCUGGGGCAGGAGCAAGCCGAUCACAGGAGGACCAAGGAGUCGCAGGUGGGAGAGCUCGCAAGGCUCAAGACGGUCAACGAAUCCCUGCAGAAGCUGCAUGAAGAGGAGACGGCCAAGCUCAAGAUCCAAAACCAAGCGCGGGAGAACGAGCUGCAGCGGCAGCACCAACUGCGGGAGGACGAACUACGGAGGCAGAUUGAGCAGCUGCAGCGGCAGCAAAAGGCCAGAGAGGACGACCUGGUACGGCAGCACAAGGCGCGUGAGGACGAGCUGCGGCGGCAGCUGGAUCAGGCCAAGAGCGCAUCGGCGGCGGAGGUGGACAAGGUGAAGAAGACGGCGCAGGCGGACGCUGAACGGGUGCAGCGCGAGGCGGAGCAGGUCAAGAAGUCGUCGGCAGCGGAACUGGAGCGGGCCCAGCGGCGGAGUGAAGCGGCGCUCGCGGACCUCAAGGCGACCAUCAGCCGGCUCGAGGUGGACCUGAUGAAGGCCGGCAAGGCCAAGACGGCGGAGCUGCAGUCGCUCCGGGAGGAGCUCGAAAAGAAGGUCACUGCCAAGGCGGCCGAGGUCAUGGAGGCGGAGGGCAAGCUCCACGAGGUUCAGACCAAGGUUGAAGAUCUGGAGAAGAAGAUCAAGGAGAAGGAGAAGCGGGUGGGUGAGGUAGAGGGAUUACUCACAGCCAAGGAGAAGGAGUUGACAAAGAGUGAGGCGCUCGUCAAGAAGACGGAGGAAGAAAGGAAGUCGGCGCAGGGCGAGCUGGACGAUUUACUGAUGGUGUUUGGGGAUUUGGAAGAGAAGAACACCAAGUACAAGGAGCGGUUAAAAGCACUGGGCGAGGCCAUAUCAGAUGCAGAAGACGACGACGACGACGACGACGAUGAGUAA